GGGAUUGAGGGGGGCGGCUAAGGCAGAGGGAGAAAUAGUGCUGACUGUUGACUGUCUUCUCCCAAGCAAUCCGGAGAGGAGUUGGAAGCUUCCAGAACAUCCCCCAAAGUCCAUACUUGAACCGUUGAACGUAACCCCACUUCCACCCAAUUUCUCUCUUUCUUCAUUCUCCCCAAUAUCCUUGAAGCUUCCCGAAACCUCCUUCCUGUUUUAUACUACUCUUCUUUCUCUAUCUACUCUACUUUCAGAUCUCCAUUCUCCAAAACCCUCAAACCAUCUCCAUUGUUAUACUCUCGCUUUCGGUAGAUCUACAUUCCGAUUCAAAUCAGCUUUCUUCAUUUCUUUUUUGUUGGGAGAAGAGGAGAUUUAUAUUUUAUUCAACAAUGGAGGCGGGAGCUGUAUCGGAGAAGCAGACAUCUUCCUACACUUAUUGGGUUCGGGAAGCGACGUCAGAGGCGGCACCUUUGCCUGUUCCUAAGAAACUUUCUGCUCAGGAUUUGUCCAAUCAGCCUACCCAAACACCUGUUCUUGGCUCUGUUUGGAAUAAGGCUGGAACAUGGGAGGAGAAGAACCUUAAUAAAUGGGCAAGUGACAGGAUCCAGGAGUUGCUCAGCUCUAUUGACCCCUUGAAGUUUACUAAUGGCAAAGCAGAAGUAACUGAAGUAUCAAAUUGUUCAGGCGAUGCCUUCUUGGUGACUGUUCGUAACAAGAAACGUGUUGGAUAUACUUAUGAGUUAAAAAUUGAUGUCAAAGGUGAAUGGCUUGUUGAUGGAGAGAACAAGAAUAUAAAGGGAUAUCUGGAAAUCCCAGAGUUUUCAUAUGGUGAGCUAGAUGACCUGGAGGUUAAUGUAAAGAUAAAUGAAGGCAAGGAUCUGGCACAGCAAUAUAAGCAGAGUAUCACCCAGGAUUUGAAGUCUUUCUUGCAGCCUGUGCGCGAAAAAUUGUCACAGUUCGAACAGGAACUCAAAGAAAGGUAGUAAGUAUCAAUAUGCCUAUGUAUGUACUCUACUAAUUUUAUUGUUCUCAGAAAUUACGUAACUGUAGAAAUGUGCAAGCUCUUCUGGAUCAAAUGUAAGAUUGAACAAAGUCUGUUUUUGAGACUAAUUGCAACAUUUUGAUCUGUUUGUGUUAAACUUAAAUGCUUGCAUAAAGCAAAAUGAAUGUUAUUCAUUUGUAGAUUUACUUUUGAGGCUAUGCUUUGUUUUUCAACA
Amaranthus tricolor (Joseph's coat) is the source of this 1211-nucleotide messenger RNA. RefSeq lists its product as uncharacterized. Lineage: Eukaryota; Viridiplantae; Streptophyta; Magnoliopsida; Caryophyllales; Amaranthaceae. The record is from RefSeq and is a predicted model, not a curated record. The coding region runs from base 384 to 977 and encodes 197 amino acids. Gene Ontology annotation, molecular function: protein-folding chaperone binding; ATPase activator activity. Gene Ontology annotation, cellular component: cytosol. The transcript has 6 exons. Gene Ontology annotation, biological process: positive regulation of ATP-dependent activity; protein folding.